This is a messenger RNA of Amorphotheca resinae ATCC 22711, 700 nucleotides long. RefSeq lists its product as hypothetical. NCBI's taxonomy places the organism in Eukaryota, Fungi, Ascomycota, Leotiomycetes, Helotiales, Amorphothecaceae. The transcript is spliced from 2 exons. The record is from RefSeq and is a predicted model, not a curated record. The annotation marks the transcript as partial.
CAUCAUUUCAUCACUUCAUUCAUCCCCUCUCCAAAGCAAAAGAGAAUUCCAAGACUUUCUUACUUUUUUUACAUCUAUCUGAAAGCAUACUUCUCGCUAUGCAUUUCUCCUUUAUCCGUCUCCUCGUUCUUCUAUUCUCGGUCUCUGUUAUCCAUGCCUAUCAGAACGGUCUCAACGAACGCGCAGACGGCGCAGUCAUAUCCGAAUCCGAUCAUCAGGACCUUCAGGCUCGCAAUCCCGCUGGCAGCGCUACAGACAUAAGCAAGUUCGGCAAACCAGGCCGGCUGUGUCCUGGAGAGAAGCCUACUGGAAAAGACAAACUCGGCUUCGCAUGUGUCUUGACGAAGGACAAGAAAGGAAAGGGGAGCUCAUGCAAAGCACCGAAAUGUAUGACCGGGGAGUUCAAAGUCCUGGCUGAUAAAGCUAAGGCACAGAUGCCGAAGCCAAAGAAGGGCAGCAGAGACAUUCGCCAGAGCAGAGUCACGCGUAAUGUUCUGGAGCAGAGGGCAAUGUGUGAGAAUGCUCAGUGCGACGAUGAUGAUGACUGCGCGUUUUACCCUGGAGGCUGCAAUGUGUGCCUUGGCUGGUGCGCAAUUAUCAGAAACGGCUAAGAUGAUCUUUAUGGGAAAUGUUGGACAUGUUUUGAGGUUACAGGUCAUUUGUUUGGAAGUCAUUUGUUAGAAGGUCAUUUGCUAGGAGG